Spizellomyces punctatus DAOM BR117 is the source of this 1151-nucleotide messenger RNA. RefSeq lists its product as uncharacterized. The coding region runs from base 239 to 937 and encodes 232 amino acids. The record is from RefSeq and is a predicted model, not a curated record. The transcript is spliced from 2 exons. NCBI's taxonomy places the organism in Eukaryota, Fungi, Chytridiomycota, Chytridiomycetes, Spizellomycetales, Spizellomycetaceae.
GCCAGAUGAAUUGAUUAUUAGAGGUAUCGUCGUCGUCUCCACCCUCGACAAAACAUUUGGGGUCAUUAGUCGUCUUUUGAACCAUUCAAGGGCUUGUUGGGGAUAUUCUUUAGCGAUUGACCUGCUGCUGCACAAGACGACGACAACGAUUUACAAGUUUUGUUGAACAAAACUCCCAAAACCCUAACGCGUCUCGACCCCAACGGUUUAUUUCCCAUUGCUUUGCGGAACCCCAACCAUGCGUGUCCUUCCGAGUCUUUUGAUAUGUCUCACCGUUUUCUUGGUGCAGGCGCUUUGUCAAAGUCCUGCGGCGCCGAUUGGUGCUGUUACGUCCCAAGUGGGUCAAGAUGGUGCUUGGACGGGGUCGGUAGAGACGGAUCCGAGUGUUACGUCCAUGACAAUCGUACCCAUUGUCAAUGGCAACACAGCCCCUGCAAAGAGUUUCCAAGCUGCUAUCGGCGCCCCACCAGGGGACCUUACUCCGGGACAUAUCUACUGGACCUUUGAAGGAAAAGCCGACCCAAAUUAUAAUGGUUUUAUCCUGCAAUACGAACAGACAGGCGCUCAAGGCAUACUCGAAUAUCCAGCAGCAAGUUUCCUUCCAAUGGGUCCAGGACUCAACCCUUUUCCUUCAGCGUCGUCAAAACCCUGGAUAGCAUCAGGCAAACCCGUCACAUAUGCCAUCAUCGCCGUCGCCGGCGCCACGGUCCUCUUUGUGGGCAUGUUACUCUGGAUUGCGAGCAAAAAUCGGGCGACGCCGACGGGUUAUGGUACGGGCACACUUGGCAAAGGCGGCAGUCUUCGUUCCAGACCAAGCAUCACAAACAAGCCAGAUGUUGAGGAAAUUAUUGUGGAGGCCCCUCCUCUUCCGAUCAAGCAACAUGAGCCUGGACCAUCCGGCAGUGGCAGGGCGAGAGUUAUGGACCUUGAAGCGUAAUACUGGACAGUAAUGCAUAUAUUGGUGUAAUCAUAUAUAGCUGGAUUUUGAACGUUGAGGUUUAAUAGGCUCUGGCGUGCGACUGGCGUGGGCGACUCCAGAGAGGGGGUUUGUUGGUGGAACAUGUAUAUAUGCAUAUUAUUUCUAGAGUGAAAAAUGUAUCACUUGUCCUAAAAAAGUAUUUCAAGACUGAAAACCAAAGUUACAACUAGGC